AAAGAGAUUUCUCAGGUAUCAUAAAGUUCUGACGUGUCAACUCGGCCCGCUUCUGCUUCGCUCUUCGGGUGCUACAGUUUGUGUUUUCUCCUAGUGUUGAUCACAUAUCGUUCUCUCCUCCAACAUGUCUCGUGAUACAUCAAAGAUCAUUCUUUUCGACGUUGAUGGAACUCUUACUGCCGCUCGGAAAGUUAUCGAGCCGGAUAUGGUUGAGUUUUUGGAGAAACUGAAGCAAAGAUAUACUGUUGGACUGGUGGGAGGUUCAGAUCUGCCUAAGAUUACAGAGCAGAUGGAUGGCGUAGAGAGAAUCAAUAUGUUUGAUUUCGUCUUUGCUGAGAAUGGGCUUGUUGCGUUAGCUAAAGGAGAAAACAUUGCCACACAGAGCAUUCAAAAGUUCAUGGGAGAAGAUAAGAUGCAGGAACUGAUCAACUUCUGUCUCAAAUAUCUGUCUGGUGUUAAAUUACCCCUCAAAAGAGGAACCUUCAUUGAAUUCAGGAAUGGCAUGAUCAAUAUAUGCCCAAUCGGGAGGAGUUGCAGUUACCCGGAGAGGGGGGAGUUCAGCGAGUUUGACAAGCUCCAUGGAGUGAGGGAAAAGAUGGUUGAAGCCCUUCGCAACGAGUUCACAAAAGACGGUCUGGUAUUCUCGAUAGGAGGGCAGAUAAGCAUAGAUGCAUUUCCAAAAGGAUGGGACAAGACUUAUUGCCUCAACUUCUUGGAGAAAGACUUUAAAGAAAUCUAUUUCUUUGGGGACAAGACGUACAAGGGAGGCAAUGAUCAUGAGAUCUUCGAAGACUCAAGAACAAAAGGAUACACAGUAACGAGUCCGGAGGAUACCAAGAAACAAGUCUGUCAGCUGUUUGAUAUAGAAUAAAUGUCUUCUGCAACUAUUAUAAUGUUGCAUACUAAUAAUUUAACAUAUUUUUAUAAGGUUUUAGUGCUUGUUUGUACAUUCCGUUUGAUUCAGUAUUGAAUUAGGUUUUUAUAGGGUAAUAGAACAAUAAAAGCAGAACAAUCAGAUAGGGUGAAAACUUUACCGAAAUCUGAUGGGUUUAUAAAAGAAGGUUAUGAUUUUAGGAAGUUGUAAUUACAAUAGGAGUUUCAAAUUGUGGAAUGGGUAAUGUCACUGUGAUAUAGUUUAAAGGCACACUGUCCUACUUGUAGGUACUUGCUCCCUCUAUAUAGAAAACUUCCCUAAUCGGUGCCUGUUGGUCCCCCAUGUUCCUCUUUUUCUUAUGUUAAAUGAGAGCUGAGUUAAUGAGAUAGCCACCUGUCACAGUGACCUUGCUGGCUCGCUUGGUGGUCUAAUCCCUUCUGGCUGAAGUAGUAAAGCCUGCCUUUAAGACAUCUCUCCUGUUUGUUCCAAAUCAGAAAGUGACUAACUUAUCAUUGUUGAAAAUGAAUGAUGAGGUAUUGAUAUAUUUAGUUCACAACAAAAGGGGCCUCACAGUCAAAUGACUACCCGUAAUUCACCGAUUUGAGAUUGCCAUAUAUGUAUAGUGAUUAUAGCUUUUACAAUUUCAUAACUUUCUUUAUUGUUGUUUGUCUGAUUUUUUUCUUCACAAUUUCACCAAACGGUUUCUCUGAUUUUCUGUACCGGUAUUCUUAAUUUAUUUUUCAUCAGAAAAAUGUUGGAUUGAUCUUUAAAAGAACAUGUACAUUGAAACUCCAGAGUAAGAGGGAUAUAUAUUGCACAAAGUCAUAAUCAACGCGAUUGUAUUUUAAAGUUUUAAUGUAUAGAAAAGUUUGCACAAAUAAAAGAGGUAGGCUUUUUUUUGUAAAAUUGCAAAGAUUUAUUGAUAAGUUGUAGAGGCAUAUUUCUAUCAAUAGCCACAACGUGGUGUAGCUAAUGUAGCUAUUUUGCAUACCAUGUUUUGCGUACAGUAGGGUUAGGGGCAUGUUAGUGACCUCUUUUUAGAAACGUCCCUCUACCACUGAUUAAAUAAUACCUACUAGGCAUGCUCCUCCAAUUUUAUGGUUUUCAAAAAAAUGGAAAGAAAGAAUGGGGAGAGGGGAAGGCACUAAAAAAAAAAAAAACAACGACGAGAUGAUAGGACCUCUUUUAAACUGCCUACCCCCAUUCAGUGAUACUGUUGAUGCAUUUCAUCUCAACCCAGAAAGCCUAGUGCCCCUUCCCCCCCCCCCCCCAAUAAGGCCACUGCUACCGCAAUUCCUGGACCAGUGCUUACAAGAACAGAAAUUGUAAAGAAAGAUAUGAAAAAAGGGCUCUGAAGAAAUGUAUGAGAAAACUAUAUUCUGUACUCUUAUGAACAUUAUGACUAUUAUGGUAAUUCGUAUGUGCAUCGGGAAACAUACAUCUCAAGAAAAUUUAUUAGUGUUUGUAUGACUUACACCAUUGAUGUAUGUAUGUAUGUAUACAUUUAUUUAAUUAAUUCUUUUACAUGCUAGAGCGCCCUAAUGGCAGCACAGCUAAAGCCGGGGUAAUAACCUCCAAGUUUGGAAGCCCUUAGUGAGUGUAAUAAGCGCCAUAUUAUAGUUAAGUAUUAUUAUUUAUUUGUGUGAUAAUUGUAUAUUUGAUAUCAGGAAAGGUCUUUCUCGAAGAAGCAUUUUAAAGCAAAGUGACUCAUAGCGUUGAUCUCUUUGUUCAGAAGAUAUUGUAAAAAUAUAAUAAUUAUAAAAUUUUGAAUGAUAUUGAUGUACAAAACGAUUGAUGCUUGUGUUGUUGAAACUUUUAUGGUCUUUAACAAGCCAACUUAUGAAUGAUACAAAGCAGGUUUGCUAAAUUACUGAUAUAUAUAUAUAUAUAUAUGAAAGAUUUAUGUAUUGCAUCUUUAUUACUUUUCCUAUAUGGUAAUGUAUAAUAUUAUUAAAAGAUAUUGUUAGAAUAAAAUAUUUCUAAAGGCCAUUUGCACAAACUUUGUACCCCAGCUGCAUUAACAAUACAUAUUAAGUGAGAUAUCGCUCAUUUGUGAGCCUUCUUUAAUUAUUUUUUUGUAUAAAUAUAUAUACUUUAAUUUAAACUGUAAUAACCUGCUAAAGUUGUGGUAAAAAUUAUGGAGCACCAUGAGUGUAAAGUCAGACAGACAUGAGCGCUACACAAGAAGCCACUACUUUUUUUAAUUUUUUACUAUCAUCAGUCAACAAAGGCGUUCUAAAGAAAUUCCCCAAAAUGUCUAGCUCUUCAUGGACCAGUACAAUCAUUCCAAGAAAAUAAGAUUACUUUUUAUUGAAUUUCUCUUUUCUAUUUUUAUUAUCAUUUUGAAAAUGUGAAUACUUAUUGAAUGUUGAAUGACAUUUUAAUGGAAAUUCAAAGAAUUAUAAAUGAUUUUACACUGAAA
Strongylocentrotus purpuratus (purple sea urchin) is the source of this 3296-nucleotide messenger RNA. RefSeq names its product phosphomannomutase. The record is from RefSeq and is a predicted model, not a curated record. Gene Ontology annotation, biological process: protein N-linked glycosylation; GDP-mannose biosynthetic process; mannose metabolic process. Gene Ontology annotation, molecular function: phosphomannomutase activity. NCBI's taxonomy places the organism in Eukaryota, Metazoa, Echinodermata, Echinoidea, Camarodonta, Strongylocentrotidae. The transcript is spliced from 7 exons. Bases 125 to 871 code for a protein of 248 amino acids. Gene Ontology annotation, cellular component: cytosol.